Molecule: messenger RNA, 1790 nt
Organism: Nerophis lumbriciformis (worm pipefish)
Lineage: Eukaryota; Metazoa; Chordata; Actinopteri; Syngnathiformes; Syngnathidae
Gene: ccny
Product: cyclin Y
Biological process (GO): regulation of cyclin-dependent protein serine/threonine kinase activity
Molecular function (GO): protein kinase binding
Source: RefSeq, a predicted model, not a curated record
GGCAACACAGCGGCGGAGGAAGCGACUGCUGCCCGCAGUUAUUAGUGACAAUGUAGCCUUCGAAAAGAGCGAUAAAACGAGUAAAAGUAGCGGGUGUUGCUAUUCAUCCGGGCCGCCGUUCCGUGCUAAAAUGUUUUGGUGAAGUAAGGUCCGGAAAAACAAGACCCCUGGGGAGGAAGCGAAGUGUGUUCCAUGGAGGCUGAUAUCUGCCGGGUUGGGCUCCACUUCACCCCGGCUAGCUCCACUUAGCAUCUUAGCCGCCUUCCAAUGGCUCCCAGUCCCCGGUUAAGCGUAUCCUAGGCCGGGGGUGGGGGGGAAAAAGGGCGUGUAACGCGAGCGGAUAACGGGGUCGCUUUGUAGCUCGUUACCGCCCCAGCCUUUCCUCGCUCUGCGCCCCGGGCAACAUUUCAGGGUUUUAUCCCGCCGUUAUCGUCGUUAAUCAGCAUGGGGAACGCACCGUCCUGCUGCGUGGCGUCCAGCCCCAAGCACCGGCGGAACAACCACUCCAGGCUGGAGACGUACCGGCCGGAGCCCGAGCUGAGCCGGGAGGACACGGGCUGUAACCUCCAGCACAUCAGCGACAGAGAGAAUUUGGACGACCUGCCGAUGGAGUACAAUCCCUCGGACCAUCCUCGGGCCAGCACAAUCUUCCUCAGCAAGUCUCAGACUGAUGUUGCUGUGCACAACAAGCGAGUUCGAGAAAAGAGGAAGAGCCUUUACAUCAAUCAUUUCACACACAUUUCGGAAAACAAGCAUCACCGGGGCCCGUUGAGAAGAAAGUACAGCUCGUGUUCCACCAUAUUCCUCGACGAGAGCACCGUCAGUCAGCCCAACCUCAAAUACACCAUUAAAUGCGUAGCCCUGGCAAUAUUCUAUCACAUACGAAACAGAGAGGUGGAUGGAAGAAUGACGUUAGACAUUUUUGAUGAGAAGCUGCAUCCGCUUUCGAAGUCUGAAAUUCCUGCGGACUACGACAAGCACGACCCUGAGCAGAAGCAGAUUUAUCGCUUCGUAAGGACGCUCUUCAGUGCGGCACAGCUCACGGCCGAGUGUGCCAUCGUCACAUUGGUGUAUUUGGAGAGGCUCCUGACCUACGCCGAGAUCGACAUCGGCCCGGCCAACUGGAAGCGUAUCGUGCUGGGAGCCAUUCUCCUGGCGUCCAAAGUCUGGGACGACCAGGCGGUGUGGAACGUCGACUACUGCCAAAUUCUCAAGGAUAUCACUGUGGAAGACAUGAAUGAGCUGGAGCGCCAGUUUCUGGAGCUGCUGCAGUUCAACAUCAACGUGCCGUCCAGCGUCUACGCAAAGUAUUACUUUGACCUGCGGUCUCUGGCUGAGGCCAACAACCUCAGCUUCCCUCUGGAGCCCCUCAGCAGGGACAAGGCCCAGAAGCUGGAGGCGAUCUCAAGGUUGUGCGACGAUAAGUUCAAGGACCUGAAGAAGCUGGCCAAGAGGCGAUCGGCGAGCACCGACCACCUGGCAGGCGUGCGCUGGUGUCCCGCCAUCCUCUCCUAGUGGACAGGAAGAGGAGGAGCCAGGCAGGCAGGUGUUUCCGACACAAUCCACGCACCUGGGCACACCUCUCCGAGGAGGCCACACCGCACUGAAGCACACCCAACGACAUGAAGGCUCGCUGAAGCAAAAUGGAAAUACCAUACGCCUACGUUCCUCUUCCGGUUCUUACUUUACAGACACUUUUUUCAAUUCCCAGUUCACUCCCUCACAUUCCAUGAUCGGACACGUUGAGCUACCGGCCUUAUACAGGUAAAAGCCAGUAAAUUAGAAUAUUU